Sorex fumeus (smoky shrew) is the source of this 803-nucleotide messenger RNA. RefSeq names its product high mobility group protein B1-like. Gene Ontology annotation, cellular component: nucleus. The transcript has a single exon. Bases 1 to 405 code for a protein of 134 amino acids. Gene Ontology annotation, biological process: regulation of transcription by RNA polymerase II. The record is from RefSeq and is a predicted model, not a curated record. NCBI's taxonomy places the organism in Eukaryota, Metazoa, Chordata, Mammalia, Eulipotyphla, Soricidae. Gene Ontology annotation, molecular function: DNA binding, bending.
AUGUUAUAUGCAUCCUUUGUUUGCCAGGAGGAGCACAAGAAUAAGCACCCAGAUGCCUCCAUCAGCUUUUCAGAGUUUUCUAAGAAGUGUUCAGAGAGGUGGAAGACUAUGUCUGCUAAUGAGAAAGGAAAAUUUGAAGACAUGGCAAAGGCUGACAAGGCCCAUUAUGAAAGAGAAACGAAAACUUAUAUCCCUCCUAAAGGGGAAACAAAAAAGAAGUUCAAAGAUCCCAAUGCACCCAAGAAGCCUCCUUCGUCCUUUUUCUUGUUUUAUUCUGAGUAUCAUCCAAAAGUCAAAGGAGAGUAUUCUGGCCUGUCUAUUGGUGAUGUUGCAAAGAAACUGGGAGAGAUGUGGAACAACACUGUUGCAGAGGAUAAGCAGCCUUGUGAAAAGAAGGCUGCCUAGCUGAAGGAGAAAUAAAAAAAGAAUAUUGCUGCAUACUGAGCUAAAGGAAAGCCUGAUGUGGCCAAGAAGGGAGUUGUUAAAACCGAAAAGAGCAAGAAAAAGAAGGAAGAGGAGGAAGAUGAAGAAGAUGAAGAGGAUGAGAAAGAAGAGGAGGAUGAAGAAGACGAAGAUGAAGAAGAUGAUGAUGAUGAAUAAGUCAGUUCUAGCAGUUAUUUUUUCUUGUAUAUAAAGCAUGUAACCCCCAUGCACACAACUCACUCCUUUUAAAGAAAAAAAAUUGAAAUGUAAGGCUGUGUAAGAUUUGUUUUUAAACUGUACAGUGUCUUUUGUUUUGUAUAGUUAGUACACUAUUGAAUGUGUCUUUAGAUAGCCCUGUCCCGAUGGUAUUUUCAAUAGCC